UGACUGGUGGUGCGAGCGGUCUGAGGAGGCGGGCCUUCACCAGCGGUGCUGAUGAAUCCGCUCAUCAGCCUCGCCUUCCAGCUGGUGUCGCUGGCCCAGGAGGCGCCGCACCUCACCGUCCUGCCGACGGGGAGCGUGAUCCGCCGCGACCUCGGCACCACCGGCUUCUUCACCUGCCGCGUCAGCCAGCAGCACGAGCAGCUGGUCGACGACGUGGUCUGGCUGGACCCGCGCGGCCAGGAGGUGCCUGACGAGCGGCAGAAUCGCCCUGGAGCCCAGCCUCCCAGGCUGUACUCGAGCGACGCAUCGUCUGGAAAGGGCAGGGAGCUGUUCGUCUCUAACAUCACGGAGAAUGACUCCGGGAACUACACCUGCAAGGCUCGCUACGGCACCAACCAGGAGAUUACCAAGACCUUCGCCCUCCUCGUCUACAUGAGCAUCCGAUGGGAGGACGCGCCGCAGCGGCAGAACCCGGUGAUGGGCAGCCGAGCCCUGAUCCGGUGCGUGGCGCGCGCCAGCCCGCCGGCCAUCGUCGAGUGGUUCCGCGGCUCCCAGCUCAUCUCCGGAGGCGGCAGGUACACCACGCAGGAUGACGGCCUGGUGAUCGAGAACAUCACGUCCGAGGACGACGGCGUGUACCUGUGCCGUGCCAAGGUGCCUGCCGAGGGCGAGCUGGAUGAGCGCCGCAUCACCGUCGAGUGGCACGUGUCCAACGAACGCUUGAAACACAAACGCUGGCUGCUGGAUAUGGACUCGCACGGGCCAGUCACCUGA
Molecule: messenger RNA, 774 nt
Organism: Pollicipes pollicipes
Lineage: Eukaryota; Metazoa; Arthropoda; Thecostraca; Pollicipedomorpha; Pollicipedidae
Product: fasciclin-2-like
Exons: 7
Coding region: 52-774 (240 amino acids)
Biological process (GO): cell-cell adhesion
Source: RefSeq, a predicted model, not a curated record